CUGACUACAGUAGUGCAAGAAAUUUCUCCAAAACGUAAAUUGUUGUUGCAAAUGGUCUGAAAAAAAGUACGAAUUUGUUUGUAUUUAAAACAAAUUCCUGGACCGAAAAACAGAGAACCCAGAAAUCCUUUUCUUCAUGCUGUAUUACGUGUUGCGAUUGUGACUGGCAGACAAACAAAACAUCUUUGUUAUUGUUGAAGAAUCUCUCUACUGAAACACCCCUAAAGAAGAACUGGAACCUCCCAUACUGCCACCAUGUCUUACAUGUUAACGCAUCUCCACAACGGCUGGCAGGUGGACCAAGCCAUUACCUCAGAGGAGGAUCGCGUUGUCAUCAUACGCUUCGGCCACGACUGGGACCCCACUUGUAUGAACAUGGACGAGAUCUUGUACAAAAUCGCAGAUAAAUGCAAGAACUUUGCCGUCGUUUACCUCGUCGACAUCACCGAAGUUCCAGAUUUUAACAAGAUGUACGAAUUGUACGAUCCCUGUACGACUAUGUUCUUCUUCCGCAAUAAGCAUAUCAUGAUUGAUUUGGGAACGGGAAACAACAACAAAAUCAACUGGACUCUUGAAGAUCCUCAGGAGAUGAUUGACAUUGUCGAGACUGUGUACAAAGGGGCGAGGAAAGGGCGUGGUCUUGUGGUCUCGCCAAAGGAUUACUCAACCAAAUAUAGAUAUUAACCCCUUGAAGUUAUCAGAACACACUUACACAAUUGUACAAUGAGACCAUGCUUUGUCCAUCUGGAGGUUGCUGUACAAAAGUUUCCCCAUGUGAUGUUGAAUCUCUGUUUUUAGUCUGGGAUUCUGGUAUAGUCAAAACAAGUCAUUGUUCCAAAUAUUAACAGCUUGGGUGUUGAUUUACUGUAUGGUGUUGGCCGGUGGACUGCACUAGUAAACUUAUUAUGCAUUAAUGCUUUACAAGGCAUUUGGGGUGGAAAGUCAGGCCUUGGGUUUGGGGACAUGCCUCUAGGUGCCUCCCCCCCCCCCCUCCUUCCCGAAAACAACCCACACACAUACAUGUAGUGUCCUCAAAUGAACACACACUCUCCCCCCCCCCCCCCCUCCAGUCAUCAAGAUGACUGCCCCUGACCCUGAUGAAGGUUUGCAAUUUUUAAACCAAGUUAAUUGUUGUAGACAGGUGGAUUUGGGGUUUUGCAAGGACUUCUCCAAACAAUUUAUUAGAAAUGCUCAAAGAACUUCAACAUUGUUCUAGACCAGUUUGUUUAUUUUAUUUUACACAGUAAGACACAUUGUUCAAAUACUUUAUUGGUAUACUUAGUAGCAUUUGAUUACUUAUUUGUUAUUUAGUUUACUCAUAUAAUUUCAUAAAUAGAGUUCUGUUUUGGUUUAGCUGAUUUUCGUUUGUCAAUAAAAACAUUCAAAAAACAUUAA
Messenger RNA from Asterias rubens (European starfish), 1395 nucleotides. Its product is annotated as thioredoxin-like protein 4A. The transcript has 2 exons. The coding region runs from base 256 to 684 and encodes 142 amino acids. The record is from RefSeq and is a predicted model, not a curated record. Lineage: Eukaryota; Metazoa; Echinodermata; Asteroidea; Forcipulatida; Asteriidae. Gene Ontology annotation, biological process: mRNA splicing, via spliceosome. Gene Ontology annotation, cellular component: U5 snRNP; spliceosomal complex; U4/U6 x U5 tri-snRNP complex.